Gastrolobium bilobum is the source of this 2976-nucleotide messenger RNA. RefSeq names its product probable methyltransferase PMT1. The transcript has 8 exons. NCBI's taxonomy places the organism in Eukaryota, Viridiplantae, Streptophyta, Magnoliopsida, Fabales, Fabaceae. Gene Ontology annotation, molecular function: methyltransferase activity. Bases 768 to 2585 code for a protein of 605 amino acids. The record is from RefSeq and is a predicted model, not a curated record. Gene Ontology annotation, cellular component: cytoplasm; endosome; trans-Golgi network.
UUUCUCACUUCUCUAUCAUCCCAUCCCCUCAUACCCAUUUCCCAUCCCUAUUUUCACUCCCUUUUUUCUCCCCCACUUCAGAUCCAUUUUCAACCUCUCUUCAGUACCCAAUUUCAAUUGCCACUGGCAUUUACAAAAUGCUACCUUUUUCCUCUCUCUGCCUCUGACACCCCAAACUGUUAACACUACCAAACUCUCUUCUAUCACUUUACUGUAUUCAUGAGAUGGGUCAUUGAAAGAUUGUGCCAACUGUCGGUGAUGCGUUUUGCUUCUUCUUUUUUCUUUUCUCCCUUUUGCCCUUUUGCUUCUUUUGCACGAUUUCUAUGGUAUUCACACAUUUACUCAUUGCCAAAGCUAGUUUGCCACUUAGAUUUGCUUCUCUUUCACGAUAUUUUAACUUAUUCUCUUCUUGUUAUGUUACUUAGAUUUUAUUUUUCUCUGUUUGGUCCAUCUUUCUGUCUAGAAGACUUUUUAAAAAUAAAAAUUGAUUAUUAGUAUGUUUUUGAUCCAAUAGUGACGUUUCCUUUUUAGGGAAUGUGCAUGAGGUCCCACAAACAGAUGAUAUUGUAUCAAACUUUCAGUUAUGAUGGUGCUGAUGAUGUUUCAUUGCUUUCUAUUUCACCUUUCUGUGCAGUUCUUGUUUCAUGGUUCCAAUAGUAUAUCACCUAGGUGCUUUGUGGAACAAGAGUCAUUAAGUUGGUUCCCUUGAAUCAAGGAAGAGGCCUUUCUGGGUGAACUUUGAAUAAUUGAGUGAGUGUGUGGCAAGAAUGGCAAGAGGAAGAGCAGAUGGGAAUCAAAGAAAGCAGUUGGUCACUAUUACGUUGGUUUUAGUGCUUGUUGGUGCUUUGUUUUUCUUGUUUUAUGGGAAAAGUGGCUCGUCUUCCGUUGAGUAUGGUAGCAAAUCUUUAAAACUCAUUGGUUGGAGAGGAGAUGAAGAUGCUGAUGAAUCUAUCUCCAAAACUGGAGGAGACUACAGUGCUAUUCCAAAGACCAUUCCAGUCUGUGAUGGUCGUCUCUCAGAGCUAAUUCCCUGCCUAGAUAGAAAUCUCAUAUACCAAACAAGAUUGAAGCUUGAUCUGAAUUUGAUGGAGCAUUAUGAGCGACACUGCCCAAUGCCUGAGAGGCGUUAUAAUUGUUUGAUUCCCCCUCCUCCAGGGUACAAGAUUCCAAUCAAGUGGCCCAAAAGCAGAGAUCAGGUGUGGAAGGCAAAUAUACCUCAUACCCAUCUUGCAACUGAGAAAUCUGACCAGAACUGGAUGGUUGUAAAAGGUGAAAAGAUAGUUUUUCCUGGUGGAGGAACCCACUUCCAUUACGGUGCAGAUAAAUAUAUUGCAUCAAUUGCCAAUAUGCUCAACUUUCCAAACAAUAAUAUAAACAAUGGAGGAAGACUCCGCAGUGUUCUUGAUGUUGGCUGCGGUGUUGCAAGCUUCGGAGGAUAUCUUCUUUCUUCUAAUGUAAUAGCAAUGUCAUUAGCCCCAAAUGAUGUUCAUGAAAACCAAAUCCAGUUUGCUUUAGAAAGAGGAAUUCCAGCAUAUCUUGGUGUCUUAGGGACACUAAGACUCCCUUACCCUAGUAGAUCUUUUGAACUUGCUCAUUGUUCUCGCUGUAGAAUUGAUUGGCUUCAAAGAGAUGGCAUACUUCUUCUUGAGCUGGAUAGGUUACUCAGGCCAGGAGGCUAUUUUGCCUACUCAUCUCCUGAAGCCUAUGCUCAGGAUGAAGAGGAUAGGAGAAUAUGGAGAGAAAUGAGUGCUCUUGUAGGACGGAUGUGUUGGAAAGUAGCUGCUAAGAAGAACCAGACUGUUAUAUGGGUCAAGCCUCUUACAAAUGAUUGUUACUUAAAAAGAGAGCCUGAUACUCAGCCUCCACUCUGCAGUUCUGAUGAUGAUCCUGAUGCUGUUUGGGGAGUUAAAAUGAAAGCUUGCAUCGCACGUUACUCUAAUCAGAUGCACAAAGCAAAAGGAAGUGGUUUGGCUCCUUGGCCAGCUCGAUUGACUAUGCCGCCACCUCGUCUUGCUGACUUUAACCAUUCUACUGAAAUGUUUGAAAAGGACAUGGAAGUUUGGCAACAAGAAGUUGAUAAUUACUGGAAAAUGCUAGGUAGUAAAAUUAAGCCUGACACAAUUCGGAACGUAAUGGACAUGAAGGCAAAUCUGGGUUCAUUUGCAGCUGCUUUGAAGGACAGAGAUGUUUGGGUUAUGAAUGUGGUGCCAGAAAAUGGGCCAAACACUCUCAAGAUCAUAUAUGACAGAGGGCUGUUAGGAACGAUUCACAACUGGUGUGAAGCAUUUUCAACCUAUCCUCGUACUUAUGAUCUACUCCAUGCAUGGACUAUAUUUUCUGAUAUCAUUGAGAAAGAAUGUAGUCCAGAGGAUUUAUUGAUUGAGAUGGAUAGAAUCCUCAGGCCAAAAGGUUUCAUCAUUGUCCAUGAUAAACGGUCAGUAGUGAUGUCUAUAAAGAAGUUCUUGCCAGCAUUGCACUGGGAGGCAGUGGCCAUAUCUAAUGUAGAGCAAGAUUCAGAAGAUGCAGUGUUAAUAAUUCAGAAGAAGAUUUGGCUUACAAGUGAGAGCAUCCGGGUUUCAGAAUAAUGACAUAAUCCAAAGUAUGAACGGGACUCUUGCCAUUGCCAUUCACUUUGAAGUUUGAAAUCUGAGUGAUAAAUGACCACAACCGUUGUGGAAAAUUGCUCUUAUAUGUUAUUCCUAUUGUCUACACCAUAGGCAUAAGUUACAUUGAAAGCUCAUCCCAAAUCAUCUUAUUUGAAUUUACUUAAUUUUGGACACAAACGUUGUCAACCUGUUUAUUGUGAUUAAGAAAAUUAGAGGAAUCUGAGGAAAUAUAACGGUUUUCUAAAUUGAACAAAUUACUGCAUAUUGAGGUUGUAAGUUUUUUUUUUUUUUUCCAUUUUGCUUCUGCUUUGGAAGACUGCUGAUCAAAGGGUGUAACUUUGGCAUGUUCAUACUCCUCUUAUUUUAUGGA